AUGAAAACACUAACAUUUGUGCCUUUGUUCAUUUUGAUCAGCGAAACAAUAGCAAUAGUUAGGGCAGUUAAUCAAGAUGAAUGGUGGACUAGUACGAUUUUUUACCAAAUCUAUCCGAGGUCAUUCGCUGACAGCGAUGGUGAUGGCAUUGGGGAUUUAAAUGGAAUCAUUUCUAAAUUGGACUAUAUUAAGGGAUUGGGUGUUGGAGCGAUUUGGUUGUCACCUAUAUUUCAGUCUCCAAUGUACGAUUUUGGGUAUGAUAUCUCUGACUUUUACGCCAUUCAGGAUGAGUAUGGAACUAUGGAGGAUUUUGAGGCUUUAACGCAAAAAGCUAAGGAACUUGACAUUAAAGUUGUCCUCGAUCUCGUGCCGAAUCACACAUCAAACGAGAGCGUGUGGUUCCGAGAGGCUCUUAACGGCAACAAGAAAUAUUACGACUACUUUAUUUGGGAGGAUGGCGUCAUUGACGAAAGCGGGAAUAGGCACCCGCCUAAUAAUUGGCUAAGCCAUUUCCGCGGCAGCGCUUGGGAAUACAGGGAAGAAGUUGGCAAGUAUUAUUUGCAUCAAUUUGUUGUCGGCCAGCCAGAUCUCAACUACCGCAACCCCGACGUUGUUCAAGAAAUGAAGAACGUAAUUAGUUUUUGGUUGGAGAAAGGGGUUCACGGAUUUAGAGUGGAUGCCGUUAACUGCUUGUUUGAAGUCGAUAAGAAUCUAUUUGGAGGGGUUUAUCCCGAUGAACCACCCUCGGGGCGUACUGAUGUCGAUUCAGAUAAUCACGACUACCUGUCUCACAUUUACACCAAAGACUUGAACGAAACGUACUAUAUGGUAUAUGAAUGGAGGGAAUUGUUAGAUGAAUUCGCAGAAAAAGACGGCGUUGCAAGAGUAAUGAUGACUGAAGUAUAUGCGACAAUUCAGAAUGUUGUGAGAUAUUAUGGUGAAGGGGAUAUAAAAGGCGCCCAAAUACCGUUCAACUUUGAUCUGAUCACAGAUGUGGACGCAUCAUCGACUGCCCCAGAUAUAAAGUAUACUAUUGACAAAUUCAUAACAUAUAAACCGUUAGACCAAAUCCCAAAUUGGGUGGUUGGUAAUCAUGACCAAAGUCGGAUGGCUACUAGAUUCGGGUCAACAUUGAUAGAUGGAAUCAACAUGUUGGUUUUACUUCUGCCUGGAGUUGGUGUAACGUACAUGGGUGAAGAAAUCGGUAUGGUAGAUGGAUAUGUGAGUUGGGAAGACACUGUUGAUCCUGCUGGGUGUAACACUAAUGAUCCCAUAAAUUAUAUAAUAUCGUCGAGAGAUCCUGAAAGAACUCCGUUCCAAUGGAAUGCAGGCAAGAAUGCAGGUUUUUCCACCGGGGAUAAAACAUGGCUGCCUGUUGCUGACGGAUAUGAGACUUUGAACGUAGAGGAACAGAUUGCAGCAGAAAAGUCUCAUUUGAAGGUCUACCAGGUGUUAGCGCAACUUCGUCAGAAUCCUGUGUUUCGACAUGGCCGUUAUGAGUCACUUGCAAUCAAUAAUGAUAUCCUAGCCUUCAGGAGGUGGUUAAAUAAAGAGACUUUUGUUAUAGUACUGAAUUUGAAAGAUAAAGACCACGUCGUGGAUUUGACUCACUUUGAGAAUGUCAGAUGGAAACUUAAGCUGGUCUUGGGCAGUAUUCAAUCAGAUAAACAUAAAGAGCAAAUUUUCGAAGCAUCUUCUCUGCCAAUAAAUGGAUAUGAAGCAUUGGUUUUACGAGUUAUAUAG
Molecule: messenger RNA, 1743 nt
Organism: Chilo suppressalis (striped riceborer)
Lineage: Eukaryota; Metazoa; Arthropoda; Insecta; Lepidoptera; Crambidae
Source: the annotation of a GenBank genome assembly